This is a messenger RNA of Chaetomium fimeti, 291 nucleotides long. RefSeq lists its product as uncharacterized. Bases 1 to 291 code for a protein of 96 amino acids. The record is from RefSeq and is a predicted model, not a curated record. The transcript is spliced from 2 exons. Lineage: Eukaryota; Fungi; Ascomycota; Sordariomycetes; Sordariales; Chaetomiaceae.
AUGAAGACCCAAAAAGAAGCCGAGACCGAAGUCCGCUCCUGGGGCUUUCCACACGUCUUCACCUGGACCGACGGCUCUAAUGCACAUUAUCCACCUCACUCCCACGCCGGCCUCACAACCCACCUCAUUCUCAAGGGACAGCUCACGAUUGCAUAUCCCGAAGACGGGGAUGCUGAAGAGAGGAAGAAGCAAGUGACUUACGGUGUAGGGGGCCGCAUCGAUGUGGCUGCCGGCCGCGUCCAUGAGGUGUGGAUGGGCGCCGAGGGUUGUACGUACGUGAUAGGAGAGUAA